Molecule: messenger RNA, 2420 nt
Organism: Thamnophis sirtalis
Lineage: Eukaryota; Metazoa; Chordata; Lepidosauria; Squamata; Natricidae
Source: RefSeq, a predicted model, not a curated record
GCGGCGAUGGCGUCCUACGACUACAGCCUGAUCGUGGGCCCCCUGCAAGAACCAGCCAGCCCCAGGACGCCGAGCCUCGACUCCGCCGGCUGUGCGCCUUUCCACACCGGGCACCGGACCGCGGCGCAGCGCUACAACGCCCGGCUCUGUCAGGCCGGUCUGGAACCCGAGAGCAUGGCCGAUUACCUGAUCAGCGGCGGCACCGGCUACGUCCCCGAGGAUGGGCUGACGGCGCAGCAGCUCUUCGCCGUGGCGGACGGGCUCACCUACAAUGACUUCCUCAUCCUUCCCGGCUUCAUCGACUUCACGGCAGACGAAGUGGACCUGACCUCCGCCCUGACCCGGAAGAUCACCCUGAAGACCCCCCUCAUCUCCUCCCCCAUGGACACCGUCACCGAGUCAGAUAUGGCCAUUGCCAUGGCGCUGAUGGGGGGCAUUGGGAUCAUCCACCACAACUGCACCCCGGAGUUCCAGGCCAACGAAGUGCGCAAAGUCAAGAAGUUUGAGCAAGGCUUCAUCACCGACCCGGUGGUCCUGAGCCCCAACCACACUGUGGGGGACGUCUUCGAGGCCAAGAUCCGGCACGGCUUCUCGGGCAUCCCCAUCACGGAGACGGGCAAGAUGGAGAGCCAGCUGGUGGGGAUGGUGACCUCCAGGGACAUCGACUUCCUGUCCGAGAAGGACUACAACACCCCUCUCAAUGAGGUCAUGACCAGGCGCAGUGAGCUGGUGGUGGCCCCGGCAGGCGUCACCCUGAAGGAGGCCAACGAGAUCCUGCAGCGGAGCAAGAAAGGCAAGCUGCCCAUCGUGAACGAGGUGGAUGAGCUGGUGGCCAUCAUCGCCCGCACAGACCUGAAGAAGAACCGCGACUAUCCCUUGGCCUCCAAGGACUCCCGCAAGCAGCUGCUGUGCGGGGCAGCCAUCGGCACCCGGGAGGACGACAAGUACCGGCUGGACCUGCUGGUGCAGGCCGGGGUGGACGUGGUGGUGCUGGACUCCUCUCAGGGAAACUCCGUCUACCAGAUCGACAUGGUUCACUACAUCAAGCACAAAGCCCCGGAGCUGCAGGUCGUGGGGGGCAAUGUGGUGACAGCUGCCCAGGCCAAGAACCUGAUCGACGCUGGCGUGGACGCCCUGCGUGUGGGCAUGGGCUGCGGCUCCAUCUGCAUCACACAGGAAGUGAUGGCGUGCGGCCGGCCUCAGGGCACCGCAGUCUACAAAGUGGCAGAAUAUGCCCGCCGGUUUGGGGUGCCUGUGAUUGCGGAUGGCGGGAUCCAGACGGUGGGCCACGUGGUCAAGGCCCUCUCGCUGGGGGCCUCCACAGUCAUGAUGGGCUCCUUGCUGGCGGCCACCACAGAGGCCCCCGGGGAGUAUUUCUUCUCCGACGGAGUGCGGCUGAAGAAGUAUCGGGGGAUGGGCUCCCUGGACGCCAUGGAGAAGAACCGCAGCAGCCAGAAACGCUACUUCAGCGAGGGGGACAAGGUGAAGGUGGCACAGGGGGUUUCCGGCUCCAUCCAGGACAAGGGCUCCAUCCACAAGUUUGUGCCAUACCUGAUUGCUGGUAUCCAGCACGGCUGCCAGGACAUUGGCGCCAGAAGCCUCUCCGUUCUGCGCUCCAUGAUGUAUUCAGGGGAACUGAAGUUUGAGAAGAGGACGAUGUCAGCCCAGAUUGAGGGGGGGGUCCAUGGCCUCCACUCUUACGAGAAGCGGCUGUACUGAGGACAACUUCCAGAGCAGUGGCCAGUGACCGCUCCGGCCCCCUUGCCAGGGGCCGCUGCUGAAGCCCACCAGUGUGCCCACCUCUUCUCUCGCCCCUGGAUUGGCUGCGGCCCAAGACUUGUGCUCCGGGCUGCCCUGCUGGCGGCACAUCAGGCCUCUCGCCCGGUGCUGUGGCUGACUCCACUUGGUGGGCAGAAUUGGGGGUGGGUGGGAUGAAUGCCCCUCUUGGGCUUUCCCCCAGCGCCUGGCCUCCAGCCUGCAGGUGGGCCCUUGGCCGGUCUCCCCCUCCUGGGCCCAGCGCCUCUCCCGGCAGGUGCAGCUGGAGCCAGCCUCCAGGGCCUCGGGGCUGGCCCUUGGAUGGCAGCUGAGGGGGAGUUGCUGCCCUCCUGCUGGCGUGGGGAGGGAGGGGGUGGGCCCAGGUGGACAGAGCUGCAAGGGACCAAAUCCAGCUGCAACGGUGUGGGUGGGGGCAGCCUCUGUCCAAGCCCUUCUGCCCAGCCCCUGGCCCUCUAGGGCUGGCUCUCCGGCCCCCACUGCAGCCGCCUCCGUGCUUCUCUGGGGAAGAGGAUCCGGGGCUGUAAAGGGGGGCAGCCCUCCCCCCACCCCAACCCGGGAUUCCCUCCCAAUGCUGUAAUGUUCAUGCAUGCCAGGCCCCACAGUCACCUCCUGUAUUAUUCCUAAAUAAAAGCAGCGGAGUGUCA